This is a messenger RNA of Nematostella vectensis (starlet sea anemone), 3578 nucleotides long. Its product is annotated as octopamine receptor beta-2R. Gene Ontology annotation, biological process: adenylate cyclase-activating adrenergic receptor signaling pathway. NCBI's taxonomy places the organism in Eukaryota, Metazoa, Cnidaria, Anthozoa, Actiniaria, Edwardsiidae. Gene Ontology annotation, cellular component: membrane. The record is from RefSeq and is a predicted model, not a curated record. Gene Ontology annotation, molecular function: G protein-coupled receptor activity. The transcript has a single exon. Bases 1731 to 2627 code for a protein of 298 amino acids.
UCCAAAACCUGUCUCAUGUAAUUUGUUUUACUAAUAUAUUGCUCAAAUUUUUCGACAAUACUCCAAUAAUUCUAGUUUAAUGGUUCACUUCAAUGACAGCCUUUGAUAUGUGAGCCUAAAAAAACAACCCCGGGCGAUGUACUGUGUCUCUCUUGGAGUAUCUCACUUUGAUUUUGAAAUUCAUGAGGAGUAGUACUACAGCGCCAGGUGGAUCGCAAACAAAUUACUCACAAAAAACGUUACGUGAAACAUGAGACAAAGGAGACGCGCAAGCCAAGGGAGCGCGCGGGAAAAAAUAAUUCACAAAACGAAUUCACAAUUCUACCAUAAAUCACACUUGCCACAUUGGGUAUGUUGCAUGGAAUGAUCUAUCUGACAUUUGGUUUUUAAUCUGAUGGAUUCGUUGUUACCUUAAAAGCAAAUAGCCCCACGCAAAAGAACACAAAAAGACCGCAGAAAUGAAGUUACUUUCGUAUUAUCGUUGGGCAUCGGACGACGCAAGUAAUAUUCUAGUAUAGCUUUAAGUUAGGCUCAAAACGGAAGUCAAGAUGACGAGCAUUUGAAUGCGAUACGAUAUAUUUUUCGCACGAUUACGUGGAUUGGCAUGGCCGGCGUUAGCAUAAACAUGUUUAUCAUUGCAUUAUAUCAUAAGUAUAAAACAGUAAUACGCUAAUGUGGACUAAUAAAAGGAAAACUUGCGAAAAUAUUUUGACUUCAAAACCGAAUGAAUCCCCUCAUGGUUAGACGAGAAGAGGUCACUUUAAUUGCACAAAGCCUGGCUUCACCUCGGAUCGUUUCCACUUUUAUUAAUUUUCAAGUAUGUUAAUUUUUCGACGACCGCAAUUUGGCUUAGUCAAGCAGGGCUAACGAAACAGGGUUUGACCUUCAUUACGAAGAAAUCGACUCAUUGUCCUCAGUAAAGAGUAAAUAAACUCAAAAGGCAUCGAGGCUAGCUAGCACCGGUAAACGUGGAGAGAAGCUCCGAAGCUCGCGCGGUAGGGCUUUUAUACACAGCGGGUGAACGCUUCGCUGCUCUGUUUUUCUAGCGCUGCACCGACUCGACCCGGCAUCAUUCAAAUCAACGCGUGACGUCACUCACGAGUCUAAGUGUCAUGUUCACAUUUACUGUAUGAUGGGUUUUCGGUGUCCACUUUAGAUUACAGUCGUGGCAGAGUAAAAGUCCUUUGGGAGCAUAGAUAUAUAUGGUCAUCGCCAAGGCUCUAUUGUGUUGAAGCAAUUACGUAGUGAGUCAUAUUUGAGAGAGAGGAAGAACUGUUUACAAAGUGUUCAGCCGUGGUGCGAGAGGAACAAAGACGCAAAGCGAGCUGGGAAUCAGCUUUGCGUGAAUCGUCAGCGAAGUGCUACGCAUCGGUUGCGUUAUCCGCGCACGGAUGAGCCAACACCGCCACAAACAAAACGACUAAGCCGAGCGCUUUUACACGUCGCGCUUCUCGACGACAGCAGCACUAAAUUGGAUUUAAAGUCAGUGUGCAAAGACGCUGGCCGUGUGAAUUGCAAGCAGGCGAGGAUUAGGGGACAGGUGUGAAUUAAGAGAGCGUAAGCGAGUCAAAAAUACAAUUACAGUACUUAGCUAACUCGGCAACGCAACAGCUGACAGAGCAAACAACUUGAGGUUUGUCUCUAUACUGGUAGAGUUUGGAAAGGGUAGUCAAAAGCACGAGUUUGGAUACACACCCCGCACCCUCGCUCGUAAAUUUUUGGAUUGAGCCAUGUCUACAGCGGACCUAGCGAUUCGCAUCCCCCUGGCCACCAUUGGGACCAUCAUAACAGUUGAAAACCUCUUCGUCUGUUACAUCGUUUACCGUUUCAGAAAUUUAAGGACAUUCACUAACGGAUUUGUCGUCUCCUUGGCGUUUUCCGACGCGCUGGUCGGCGGGAUCCUACUCCCCCUAGAGUUAGCGCGAUAUACGUCUCCGCCAGGGGUAGCAACGGCAGAGGGCUAUUUCAUCUCCAUCAUCCUACAGGCAAACGUGUUCAACUUACUGGCCGUGACUUUCGAUCGUUAUUUAGCCGUUAUGAAGCCAUUGACAUACAUUCAAUUCAUGGAUAAGCAUUUUGUGAAGCUUCCUUUGUUAGCGUGGAUUGUCCCGGUCGUCAUCUCGCUCAUUCCGUUAACAUGGAAAACCGACAUUAGUAGCACGACCCAUCGCGUCUAUCUCAUUUGUAUCCUCAUUUUGGGUAUUGUCCUGCCGUACUGUUUAAUUUUAUUCGCAUACGUGCGUAUUUUUAGAGAGGUAGCACGCCUAGUUAAAAGCCUCGCGGCCAUGCAACACGGACUUAUCGACGGGCGAAUGGCGGAAGAGAGGGGACGCGUUUCGAGUGAGGCGCGCGUUACGCGCAUCUUCGCAGUCAUCUUCGCGAUCUUUUUCGUCGCCUGGAUGCCGGUGAUUUACAUGACGAUCGCCGAGGCGAUUAACAAGCUGGAAAUCAUCCCGAGUUCAUUAAUGACAAUCUCAUGGUUCACGCUAGUCAUUGGCAGCUCUAUGAAUGCCCCUAUCUAUGCAUAUUUUAAAGCGGACUUUAGGAGGACUAUAAUCCGAAUGAUCAGGGGACGGAAAAAGUCCAGGGCGACAUGGAAACCCGAAGAUUGCAGUAGUAUGAGAUGAGACUAGAAAGGAAUCCCGCUAAUGGCAUUAGCAACCCGUCCCACAUACACUAUGAUGGGCUCAAUAGAAGAUUUUUAUAAGGGCUUAAUGGACUCUAAAGAACCGACUCAUUCCUUGUAAAAAGCGCUGGCAUAGCUAAAUAGUAAACCAAAACCUUGUGCAGUUAAGUGAAGACAGCUGUCUAUUUGAUACGAAAUACCAACGGAUAAUCCCUGAUUGUAAAGCCAUAGAUGCCUUCAUACGCCAAACGUCUUUUGUAAACCUAUAGCACUGUGAACAGUCGACGCGUCAAUACCCUUAAGAAUGGGUGUGUUUAAAGAGAGGGUGGCAAGCGAAUAAGCCCGGGGUUUUGAACUCCAGGGGUCUCUUGAAAUCGCGCAUAUUCUCUUUGAAGUGCAUUGAUGUCCAAUUAGCAAUAAGUGGAAAAAAUGACAAGAGAAAUAUUAUUGUUUUGUUUAUCUGAUAUGGCAGUAUAUUGGUUAUAGUAGCUCGUAAUACCUAUUUAAUUGGGUAUUCAAGGACGGUUUCGCAGUCGAACCGCAGUUCUGUAAGCCAUCACACCACAAACUGUCACAGGCGUUACGUUAUGAUUAUAUUCAAGGAGCAGUUCUGUGUGAAUUGAUAAAGGAGCCAUCUGUGCGCCCCGCCAGGGUUCCCUUCGUCUGGAAAUGAUCUUUCCCCGUGGACAGAAAAGCGACUCUGCAAGCCGCCGCUUUAAGGACGAUGUCUGCUUGCCUCUAUCUUGGGGAGUUAUAAGCGGGUGUAGUGAAAGCAAUAGAAAAGACUAAUAACCGUGCAGGAACAAUGGACUGAGAUAUGACGUACCAAUUAAACAGUAGACAUUUCCAAUAUUUGCAUGUUUAGACCUUUUCCGGGGUGAUUUCUGUAUAUAAAGAGUUUAAACUGAGCUCGCUCGGCUGUACAAUAAAAAGGCAAACAUUUUUUAUGUCA